AUGCUCGAACCCAUUGGGAACCAGUACGUGGUGGCCAGGCCGGUGUACUCCGCAAAUGCUUUUGCAGAGGAACAUAAGAAGAAAGACAGACAUCACAAGACAUUGCUGGAUCAUCUCAAAUUGUGUUGUAGAUGUUCCUCCCGGAAGGUCAAGGAGAUUGUCUUCUCUUUAUUACCCAUAGCAUCUUGGUUACCAGGGUACAAGCUGAAGGAAUGGCUGCUCAGUGACAUCGUUUCAGGGAUCAGCACAGGGCUGGUAGCUGUCCUGCAAGGUUUAGCCUUUGCACUGCUGGUCAACAUCCCCCCAGCCUACGGGCUAUAUGCAGCAUUUUUCCCGGUCAUAGUCUACUUUUUCUUUGGCACUUCUAAACACAUCUCUGUGGGUCCAUUUCCGGUUCUGAGCAUGAUGGUGGGAGCAGCAGUUGUGAGACUAGCCCCAGACGACGGUAUAUCCACAGACCCCUCUAACAACUCGACGGGUGAUUCGCUGACAGACAAGAGGAUAAUGGUGGCUGCCUCAGUCACAUUCCUCACCGGAAUCAUCCAGUUGGCCUUUGGCAUUCUCCGGAUUGGGUUCGUGGUGAUCUACCUGUCGGAGUCCCUGAUCAGCGCCUUCACCACUGCGGCCGCACUCCACGUUGUGGUCUCCCAACUCAAAUUCAUGUUGCAGCUGACAGUCCCGGCACACACCGACCCAUUUUCCAUUUUCAAAGUACUUGAGUCCAUAUUCACACAAAUCCGGAAGACCAACAUUGCAGACCUUGUGACGUCAGUGAUCAUCGUCCUGAUCGUGUUUGUGUUUAAAGAAAUAAACGAGCGCUUCAAAGCCAAGCUUCCCGUGCCCAUCCCCAUUGAGCUCAUUGUGACCGUGAUUGCAGCAGGCUUGUCCUACGGCUGUAACUUCCAACAGCGAUUCAACGUGUCUGUGAUCGGGAAGAUGGAGAAAGGGUUCCAAGCCCCUGCUGCACCUGACACACAGGUUUUCCAAGAUGCCAUAGGAGACUGCUUCACCAUUGCGAUCGUGGGCUUCGUCGUGGCCUUUUCCGUAGCCAGCGUCUAUUCCCUCAAAUACGAUUAUCGGCUUGACGGCAGUCAGGAGUUAAUAGCCUUUGGCCUGGGUAACAUCCUCACUGGAUCGUUCAAAGGGUUUGCCGGAAGUACCGCCCUCUCCCGCUCUGCGGUUCAGGAGAGCACAGGAGGCAAAACGCAGGUUGCCGGGAUUCUGUCUUCUGUCAUUGUGCUGAUUGUCAUUGUAGCUAUUGGAUUUCUUCUGGAGCCACUACAGAAGUCUGUCCUGGCAGCGUUAGCACUUGGAAACUUAAAGGGAAUGCUGAUGCAGUUUGCUGAGAUAGGCAGACUGUGGAAGAAGGACAAAUACGACUGUUUAAUUUGGAUCAUGACCUUCAUCUUUGCCAUCGUCCUGGGACUCGGAUUGGGUCUGGCAGCAAGUGUGGCGUUUGAACUCCUCACCAUCGUAUUCAGGACUCAGUUCCCAAAAUGUACCACCCUGGCUAACAUCGGAAGGAGCAACAUCUAUAAGAAUAGAAAAGACUAUUCUGACAUGUAUGAGCCAGAAGGAGUGAAGAUUUUCAGAUGUCCAGCUCCUAUCUACUUUGCCAACAUUGGUUUCUUUAAGCAGAAACUUAUUGAUGCUAUUGGCUUCAGCCCCCUUCGAAUUCUCCGCAAGCGGAACAAAGCUUUGAAGAAAAUCCGAAAGCUGCAGAAGCGAGGCCUGCUACAAGUGACACCAAAAGGAUUUAUAUGUACUGCUGAUGGGGUAAAAGAUUCCGAUGAUGAAGAGCUGGACAAUAAUCAGAUAGAGGAGCUGGACCAGCCCAUCGACACCACAGACCUGCCUUUCCAGAUAGACUGGAAUGCUGAUCUUCCUCUCAACAUCACCGUCCCCAAAAUCAGCCUCCACAGCCUCAUUCUCGAUUUUUCAGCAGUCUCCUUUCUUGACGUUUCUUCCAUGAGAGGCCUCAAAUCGCUUUUAAAAGACUUUGUCAGAAUCAAGGUGGAUGUGUACAUUGUUGGAACAGAUGAUGAUUUUAUUGAAAAGCUUUCUCGGUGUCAGUUUUUCGAUGAUGAAGUCCAGGACUCCAUAUUUUUCUUAACAAUCCACGAUGCUGUUUUGCACAUUUUGAUGAAGAAGGAUUACAGUGCUUCAAAGUUCAAUCCCCAUCAGGAAAAGGAAGGCAAAUUUGAUUUUAUCAUAAACACAAAUGGAGGAUUACGUAAUCGGGAAUAUCAGGGCUUAUCCAGUGGACUUAAACACAAGUACAGCAAAAGCAAAAUCAAGAGUAUUUACAUGGUUUAUCGUAAUCAAAAACCAGAAUACCAGCACUCUUCCUAA
Messenger RNA from Lepus europaeus (European hare), 2352 nucleotides. It is a transcript of the gene SLC26A3, whose product is annotated as solute carrier family 26 member 3. Gene Ontology annotation, cellular component: membrane. Lineage: Eukaryota; Metazoa; Chordata; Mammalia; Lagomorpha; Leporidae. The transcript has 20 exons. Bases 1 to 2352 code for a protein of 783 amino acids. The record is from RefSeq and is a predicted model, not a curated record. Gene Ontology annotation, molecular function: secondary active sulfate transmembrane transporter activity; bicarbonate transmembrane transporter activity; oxalate transmembrane transporter activity. Gene Ontology annotation, biological process: transmembrane transport.